This is a messenger RNA of Fundulus heteroclitus (mummichog), 3202 nucleotides long. RefSeq names its product A-kinase anchor protein 10, mitochondrial-like. NCBI's taxonomy places the organism in Eukaryota, Metazoa, Chordata, Actinopteri, Cyprinodontiformes, Fundulidae. Gene Ontology annotation, cellular component: plasma membrane. The coding region runs from base 242 to 2083 and encodes 613 amino acids. Gene Ontology annotation, molecular function: protein kinase A binding. Gene Ontology annotation, biological process: intracellular protein localization. The record is from RefSeq and is a predicted model, not a curated record. The transcript has 15 exons.
AUGCUGCUCCCAGAACCAGGCCCGGAAGUAAGCCGUUUAUUGACAAUAUGGCCGCCGAGCUAGGGUUGGAUUUGGGGAUAAUUUUGAUUUGACAGCACAGACCCCGGAGAAGGUUCCGAAGCCGAACCGACGUGGUCCUCGGGGAGUGCGCGGAGCAGAUGCGUUUGAAUGACGGCGUGCGUGGGACGUCCACGGGACGGUGAUAGCGAGCCGAGGAAGCGUCCAGAGCGUGAAACCCGUCAUGUCGUUUUUUAAGAGGAAAGCCAAAAGCAAGGAACCUGAGAGGGUAUCAGAUGCUAAAGUUAACAAAGCUCCAGUCAUCCCUCAGUCUCCGUCACAAGGACCGAGGAACCACAAUGCCGUCCUGGAUGUCGCCGGGCCAAGCCACGUGGCCAUCAGCGCCAUAUCUGCCAACAUGGACUCCUUCGCCCGGGGCCGGACCGCCAUCCUUAAGAAGCAGCCGAGCCACAUGGAGGCGGCGCACUUCGGAGACCUUGGUCAUUCCAGCGUGAAUUAUCAGCCCCAGGAGACGCGCUCUCGGAUGUCUAAGACAGUGGACCAGGUCCUGAGAGACAAUGUUGCGAUGCCCCACUUCAUGCAUUGCAUGGAGCACCGGCGCGCCGAUCACCUGGUUCGGUUCUGGCUUGAAGCCGAGAGUUUCCGCUCCGCCAGCUGGUCGCGCGUCCGAGCGCAGAACCUCAACUCGGUCAAACACAGCUCGCUGGCCGAGCCGGUAGCCCUCCCCCCGGAUGGCCCAGAGCUCGACCAGAACACGCUCAAUGACGUCGCCCUUCACAACAGCCGUGGAAACCCUUCGCCGCUGUCCAACCGGAGGGACUCCACCAGCGCAGAAACGGACCCGAAAGCCAACCCGUCUCGGGCAGAGACCCCCAGCAGACAGGCCCCUUCCAGGACAGGGACUCCCUGCAAGGGGCAGUCCAACAGCACUCUGCGGGACCUCUCCGACACGCUCAUGAAAAGUAUGGAAAAGGAUGCUGUUACCAUCUUCACCAAAUACAUUUCUCCAGAUGCGGUGAGGCCCAUCCCCAUCACAGAACAGAUCAGAAACGAUAUAGUUGCUAAGAUUUGCGGAGAAGAUGGCAUGGUGGACCCAAACUGCUUCGUCAUUGCACAGUUGGUUGUCUUCUCCAUCCUGGAACAACAGCACUUUACUGACUUCCUGCGGAGCCACCAUUUCUGUAAAUACCAGAUUGAAGUUUUGACGAGUGGCUCCGUGUUCCUGGCUGACAUCUUGUUCUGUGAGUCAGCUCUCUUCUAUUUCUCAGAGUACAUGGAGAAGGAAGAGGCGAUGAACAUACUACAGUUCUGGCUGGCUGCGGAUAACUUCCAGAACCAGUUAGCAGCUAAAAAAGGCCAGUAUGACGGUCAGGAGGCUCAAAACGACGCCAUGAUCCUCUAUGAUAAGUAUUUCUCACUCCAGGCUACCAACCCUCUGGGCUUCGGCGACUCGGUGAGGAUGGAGAUAGAGUCGAAUAUCUGCCGAGAGGGAGGGCCCCUCCCCGACUGUUUCACCACUCCUUUAAGACAAGCCUGGACCACCAUGGAGAAGGUGUACCUGCCCGGCUUCCUGUCCAGCAACCUUUACUACAAAUACCUGAGCGACCUCAUCAAUUCAGUGCGGGGGGAUGAGUUUGUGAGUCUCGGCACUCAAGGUCAGGGCGGGCCGGCAGACAACGACCGCUCCAGUUCCAAUGCUAGCGAGAGCUCCCAGGCUCAGCAGGGAGCCAAAAAAGCAGCCAUCAAGAUUCUGAAGAACUUUGACGAGGCGAUUACUGUAGACGUGGCCAGUCUGGAUCCUGAGAUGCUCUACCAGCGGCCGUACGCUGGAAAGAUGACUUUCGGAAAGGUGAACGAGUUGGGUCAGUUCAUCAGGGAGGCCGAGCCAGAACCGGAUGUGAAAAAAUCAAAAGGUUCCAUGUUUUCUCAAGCGAUGAAGAAGUGGGUCCAGGGCAACUCGGAUGAGGCCCAGGAGGAGAUGGCGUGGAAGAUAGCCAAGAUGAUUGUCAAUGAUGUCGUCCACCAGUCGAACCACGACAGCCCCGGCAAGUCCACCAAGUUAUGACCUCACCGAGGAACCAAAGGACGGUAACCCCCCCCCCGCCCCCCUUCCUGCAGACUCCGGCUAAGUCGGUGAUGAUCUGUCGGCUGGAUGUGCACUGCAGUGAACUGCUUUACUCCCGCAAAGAACAAAGAAUUUUAUUACCUCCCCAUUUACCUUACGUUUGUGUGCGCGCGCUGCUGUUGGUGUGGGUGAGUGAUUGUUACGCAUGGACCGAGACUAAACUUGAAGUACUUCAGUCUUCUGUCUCUAAAACACUAUGAAGAUGCCCAUCAGGUGCCAGAGGAGGGUGCUCGCAUUAAAGUAGAGGGAGACACUCCUAUAGAGGGAAGCAUUCAGCACGAGUCCAGAAGAAAGCUGGCACAGAGCAGCAGCCUGUCGGGACUACGGCGCCUGCUUAGCUCGGACCUAAAGAGGAUUCUCCAAGGACUGAAUGAAAUUCACUCCCACUCAGCACCUUUUUUUUUUUUUAAAAGCAUUCCUUGUUUUUACAUGAUCUUACAUGAGUUUGUCUCGCCUGGCUCUGCCACUUAGAGCCCGUCAGCUAGGAGAAAUGUACAGUUUCUGUUACUUUGUCACAAAAUCAAGUGUGGUUUACUAAUUUAAGCUGUCCUUCCCCGGCCAUUUGUGUACUGUAGAACAUCUUGCAAUGUGUGAUGUCGAAACAGACAAAGAGCUGAUCCAGUGCUUAGACUGGCUGACGUUCUUCGUGAAUAUCAAGGCACCUUUACAGAGCGUUAGAAUAAAGACUCCAGCUAUGUAAGCAAACUCCAAACUCCAUGUCCUUAAGGUUCUAUACAUAUAUAAAUAUAUAUAUAUAAAUUCUGGUUUAUCCCUUGUAUGAAUAUUUGUCUUUUUUUUAAAUGGUGACCUUAGUUUUUAUAUAUAUAUAUACAUAAAAAUAUUGCUGACACAAAACUCAGUAAUGAAUUGACUGCUAAACUGGAAGGUGUGCUUGGUUAAUUUUUAUUUUUAUUUCUUUUGAGCCUUACCUAGAUGUGGAAAGGAACCAGAAAAAAAACUCUUGGUACCAUGUACCACUGUUUUUUGACAUGUAUGUGUACUUGAUCUAUAAUAUAUUUAAAAUGUGUUUGAUUCAAAUACAGUUAUUAUAAAACUUUU